This is a messenger RNA of Sitodiplosis mosellana (orange wheat blossom midge), 8495 nucleotides long. It is a transcript of the gene Ziz, whose product is annotated as dedicator of cytokinesis protein 9. The transcript has 14 exons. The coding region runs from base 947 to 7504 and encodes 2185 amino acids. Gene Ontology annotation, molecular function: guanyl-nucleotide exchange factor activity. Gene Ontology annotation, biological process: positive regulation of GTPase activity; small GTPase-mediated signal transduction. Lineage: Eukaryota; Metazoa; Arthropoda; Insecta; Diptera; Cecidomyiidae. The record is from RefSeq and is a predicted model, not a curated record.
GUCGGAACCAUUUGAAACAUAUUAACACACACAUAAAUGUGUAUGUUAAGCAGUUAAAUAACCGCGCGGUCACACUGAAGUGUAUAUAUCAGCUGCGGCUGUGUCGUACAUACUUCAUUCAUGCUUGUGUAGAACGGAAUACGGCAGUGGUUUAGCUGCGUGAUACCAACGACAGCAACGACAUGACUUUUAGUAUUGUUGAGCGUUUGAACACGGUCGGUCGUAGAUUGACACUUUUCGCUUUUAUUUAUUAUAAACCGAACAACAACAAACUAUAACAAAAAAAAGACAAACAAACGCAUUCACCAAUACAAUCAAACACCCAGACAACAAACCAACUAAAACUUCUAACAGCAGAGAAAGAAUAGAGAGAGAAAAUAUGUGCAAUGAGAUUUUAGUAAAUUUUGUGUUCGGCAUUCAGUUUGUAUGGCGUUUAGAUAAACAAGUGCGUCGGGGAGUGUCGUAUAAAUGAAUAUCGACAGAGUGUCUGUCCACGCGAUCGGAUUAUUGAAUUUCCAAAAAGAAAUAUAUCUACGAACUGAAUUUCAAUUGAAAGCGGAAAGUAAAAUUACUGCAAAUUGUGUAAAAAUGUGGUCGAAUGGAAACUAAAAGUGAAAAUCGAUAUUUCCAUUGGAUGAAUUCAAGUGUAUCGAUUUUGCAUUGUGAAAGCGAAAGCGCGUCAGAAUAAUAACAGUGAGAAAUUAUUGUCUACCAAAGGAAGAAAAAGAAGAAGAAGAGGAAGAAAACCACGAUUCACAGAACUUCAUUGUGUGAAUACGAAAUACGAAUACAAUUUGUUAAUUCAGUUCUUUAUUUCGUCUUUAUUUCUUUUGUCUUCUUUUGUUUGGUUCGUUUUGAGUUCGAUCGAUUAAAGUUCAAACAGCGUGUAUACCACUUGAUCGGAGUGCGUAUACAUGGGCACCAGGCGACAAGAACGAUUGAAUGAAUGUUUUUACUUUGCGUCGUUGUGUUUUUUAUUAUUUUUUUAGUUUUAUUUAUUAGCGACAUGGCCGAACGUAAAUUUACCCGUGGUCUUAAUAAACCGGGAAUGGCGGCCCAAUUACGUGAAUCUGUUUCGCAAGUCGUACGCGAAAGUGCAGUGCUUAAUAAGCCGCUAGCCGUUCAGCCAAUUGAUUUUGAAAGUUUUGUUGCCAAAAACAAAACACUCAUCCAAAAUGAUCCACAACGCGAGCUUCUUAUUUAUCCGACUGACGAUGUAUCGCAAGUUGUCUUACCACGCAAAUUCCGCACUACUUCCAAUUUCAUACCCAUAUUGCCAACACUUAAAAAAGAAGUCAGUAGCACGAAACUGUCAAAUGGAUCGUUGAAAACAAAUGGUUCGCCUUCGUCGAAUUCUCUGGCAGACGAGGCCAAGGAUGAGAACAUAACAAAUGGUCAUAAUCCACCAUCCUCACAGUCUCAUGGGCUGUUGCUCACGAGACAAGCUCUACACACCUAUCAGUCGAAUAACCACCUCGUCCAUUACAAAUACAGUGCGUACAGUGGAUCCUAUCAUGAACUACCCAAAUCCUCUUCAGAAAGCACCAACAAAGAAGAAGUGUACGAAGUUGAUACCGAUCCAGAUCGAAUCGACGAAGAAAUGACACGAUCACAAGCUGAUUCUAUAACAAAACAGGGAUAUUUAUAUAAAGGACCAGACACAGCCUCCGAUCGAAUGUUUGCUCACAUUGGAUCAAAGUCAUUUAAACGAAGGUACUGCUACUUACGUCAAGAAGUUGAUGGAACAUACAUUCUGGAAUUGCACAAAGAUGAAAAACAAUGUGAGGCCAAGGCGACAAUUGUCAUGGACUUUUGCACUGAAGUCGUGCAGAAUCCAAAACGGGGACGAUUCUGUUUUGAACUUCGAAUGACAGCCGGUCACAAAUCAUUUACAUUGGCCGCAGACAAUGAAAGUGACAUGCAAGAUUGGUUAACAAAACUGCAGUCAGUAUUAAAUCAGAACAAAAUUCAAGAAGACACACGAUCCGCGACACUGGAAAGGGAAAAGACACCAAAUCCGAAUCAAAAUCCGAAUAUAUUUGGAACGUUGAAAGGUUUGGACCAAAGUAUGAAUCCGCAACUCAUGAAGUACGGACGAGAAACAGAUAUUUCGAUAGCACAAGCAAGGCGAGAACAUCGGCGCAAGCUAUUCAACUGUUAUUCGCAAUUGUUGCGACCAAUCACACACAAUGAAGUUAUUGAUCCGUACAGAGAGCAAUUUGGCCACAGAAUAUUGAUCAAAUGUGAUAGUUUAAAGUUUCGAUUGCAAACACCCUUGGAGAAUUGUGAGAAGGAAACAUAUGUACAGGCUGAGCCAUACUUUACGAGCUUAGCUUUGUACGAUGCUAAGAAUGGGCGCAAAUUAACCGAAAAUUUCUACUUUGACUUGAAUUCGGAGCACGUGCGAGAUAUGAUGGUCACAAAUCAAAACACGUUAACAAAUGGACAAGCCAGUGAAACAAAUGGUGUAAAUGGAACCGAUGACAAACCUAAAACAAUUCAAUAUCAAACAUUGCCCAAAGAAUUCGAUGCGCUGCCAGCCGAUUGGAUGAAGAGACCCAAACAAGCCGUUCUAAACGUCACCACACCACAUCCAGACGUCUUUUUAGUGGUAAAAAUUGAGAAAAUUCUCCAAGGUGGCAUCAAUAACACGUCAGAUGCGUAUUUGAAGGCGGGAAAAGAUCCAAAAAUGGGACCUAAAUUAAACAAGAACGUAAAACAAUAUUCGCAAAAAAUUGGACAUUAUCGCAUGCCAUUCGCGUGGGCAGCACGACCACUGUUCCGAUUGUAUAGCAGUGACUUGGAUUCAGCCAUUGAGUUUCCGGCGAUCUAUCGACAAGAUGCAAACAAACUGAAAGACGAAGAUAUUCUGAAACUACUGACAGAGUAUCGAAAACCGGACAAAUUCAGCAAACUGACUGUGAUACCAGGAUUCCUGAAAAUCAUGACCGAAUCCAUUAGCGAGUUACCAAACAAUUCCCUCACGACAACAUUGAUGCCGUUGAAACCAUUCCCGAUGCCACCGACAGCUGAACCGUCAUUUGAAAUUGCAGAAUUUUCUGUGAAUUUAGAUCGUGACAUGUAUCCAUAUACGACAUUCGUGAACCACCUGUUCAUCUAUCCACAGUCACUGAGUUUCGAUAGUCAGAAGCUAUUUUCGCGCGCUAGAAACGUCGCUGUAACCAUCGAAGUAAGAGAGAGUGAUACGGAAGGAGCGAAAUCGAUACCGUGUAUGUACGGUAGAGCAGGUCAAUCAAUGUUGCUCGAUAAGAUUUCUUGUCCAGUGCUACAUCACAAUACCAAUCCGACGUGGUAUGAGGAAGUAAAGAUACGAUUGCCAUUGAAUAUAACCGCCAAUCAUCACCUUUUGUUUUCGUUUGUUCACGUUUCGUGCGAUUUGUCAAAACGACGCGAUGCAAACACAUCAUACGAGAGUGCCGUUGGAUACUCGUGGAUGCCGUUGCUAUCGAAAGGAAAAAUUAAUGUGGAAGAACAAGUUUUACCCGUUGCCGCUGCACUUCCUGCCGGUUAUUUGGCAAUUCAACCGCUUGGAUUGGGCAAAGGCAAUGCAGGUCCGGAUAUUCAAUGGAUUGACAAUCAACGGCCGAUCUUUGCGAUCAAUUUUCGUUUGGAAUCGACUGUUUUGACCACCGAUCAACAUUUGCACAAUUUAUUUGUACAUUCGGAACGUUUGCUGCAACAAGGAAAAUUGACCGCACAACCGGCUGAAUCGGAGACGUGCAAAAUUCUAAAAGCCGCUCACGCCAUUCAAGUCAAAUCUGUAAUCACAUUCUUGCCGACGAUUCUCAAUCAAUUGUUCACACUGCUGGUUAAUACGACGAGCGAAGAUAUUGCAUUGAAUGUGAUCCGAUUGUUGAUCAAUUUGAUUCAUACGGUAGCUGAGGAGGCUGGUCGUAAGGAAUUGAUUAAUUCGUAUGUGAAGUUUGUAUUCCAAACAACACACUUCCUACCGAAAAUGAACGGAAAUACGGUGCACAGCGAAUUGUGCCGAUACCUGCCAUCCAUCUUAAAUCCAAGCAACACUGACUUUUUAGUAGUGAACAAAUUCAUGAAAUACUCCAACAUCUUCUUCGACAUUAUUGUCAAAAGCAUGGCUCAACAUUUGCUGCACUCCGGUCGCAUUCGAAUGCAUCGAAACGAACGGUUUACCGAUGAAUUUGAGGCGAAAGUCGAAAACUUAUUUGAAAUACUCGUGCCAUAUCUAUUUACACGUCACAAAGAUCUGCCAAAUGAAACACAAAUUCUCAACAAAAACCUGUCAGUAUUUAUAAAACGCUGCCUAACGUUCAUGGACAGAGGUUUUGUAUUCAAGUUGAUUCGAUUGUAUUUGGAUCGCUUCUCAUCAUCAGAUCUCCGAAUUUUACAUGAAUACAAAUUUGGAUUUAUGCAAGAAAUCUGUUCGCAUGAACACUAUGUUCCAUUGAAUCUGCCAAUUUUACUGUCACCAAACUCACGCCAGCCCAAUUUGAUACAGCGAUUUACUUUAUCGGAAGAAUUUUGUCGGCAGCACUUUUUGGCCGGUAUUCUACUGCAAGAAGUGAAAAGUGCUUUAAACGAAGUGGGUCACAUUCGGAAGAUGUCGUUGAAUGUGCUAAAAGAGAUUUUAGCGAAACAUGACUUGGAUGAUCGAUACCAAGGCAAAGGACAAGCAGCUCGUUUAGCGAUGAUUUACAUUCCGUGGCUUGGAAUCGUGAUGGAGAAUCGAUCACGCAUUUUCGACGGGAAUGAAUGUCGACCAAUGGAUUCUAUGUCAAUUUGCACGAGCCGAUAUUCAACAGGUGGCAGUUACGUAUUUGGCCGUGAUUCAUUGGUUAGCUCGAACAGUAUUAUGUCGGCAAAUAGUACGCCAAAACUUCGAUCACGACUCAAUCAAACUAGCCCGUGCCGUACUUCGCUUUUAUUGAAGGAUACAAACUAUUUGGCCGCCAUAGCAGGUCAACAACAAAUCCUCCGCAAUGGCCAUUCGACAAAUUCACUUGACUCAGAAUGUUCAGCACUCUCGAACGACACAACAAUACUGGGAAGCUUAAAUACUCAAUCGGAUUCAACCAUUCGACCGGGACAUGCACGCUCGAUCAGCAUGGCUCAGCCACCGAUGAUACCUCGACUCGAUAAAUUCAACGAAAGUGAAACAAAAGACUUACUCAUUUGCUUCUUGUUUGUUGUAAAGAAUUUGAGCCAAGAGCACAUGAUUCUCUGGUGGCAAAAUUGCACAGAAAGUGAGACAAUUUCAUUUUUCGGGAUUUUAGACUAUUGCCUGAUCAAUUUCCGUUAUGUGGGCAAAAAGAAUAUCGUGAUGAAUGUUGGUUAUUUGAAUACAAAGCUAAAGACGAGCCGUUCACAUACUUUGCCAGCGCGUGUAUCACCGCAAAAUGGAGAAUUCCCGCAUGAAAGCGGCAGUAGUGGAACAUUGAACCACAGUAACACCAGAGAAAAUUUAGUUGAAGAAGCGACACGGUCACAGAUUGCCUCUUUAGAAUCGAGUUUAGCUGCUGAAGUCGGGCUCAUAAUUUUGGAUUGCAUGGGACUGUAUACACUUCAAUUCCGUGAUAAAAUGCUGGAUGGAUCAGUACUGCCAAAACUGGCACAAGUUUACCUUCGAUUUUUACAGUUAGGUCAAUCAGAGAAUCUAUCCAAACAUGUUUUUGCUGCUCUUCGUGCAUUUAUCAAUAAUUUCUCGACUGCGUUAUUCCGUGGCAAUGCCGCUUUAUGUGGCCAGAUUGUGUAUGAAUUGCUAAAAUGCUGCGAUAGCCGUUUGACAUCGAUUCGUCAAGAUGCAUGCGCCGUUCUCUAUCUGCUAAUGAGGAGUAAUUUCGAGUUCAGUGGCCGCAAGGGACUGACCAGAGUACAUUUACAAGUCAUUAUUUCAGUGUCACAAAUGAUUGGAAAUGUAAUUGGACUGAACAAUGCUCGUUUCCAAGAGUCAUUGUCGAUGAUAAAUAGUUAUGCGACAAGUGAUAAGGCAAUGAAAGGAACGGGUUUUCCAACCGAAGUUAAAGAUCUGACUAAACGCGUACGAACCGUUCUAAUGGCCACCGCUCAAAUGCAAGCACAUCACAUGGAUCCAGAACGGCUACUUGAAUUGCAACAAUCUCUUGCUAACUCAUAUUCAACGCCCGAACUGCGUCACACUUGGUUAGUCACAAUGGCCCGAAAUCAUGAACAAAAUGGUGAUUUGUCCGAAGCUGCAAUGUGCAACCUGCAUAUUGCCGCUCUCAUCGCAGAGUAUUUAAAAUUAAAAGGUAGCGGUUUUGUGAAUUGGGGAGCCGAAGCAUUUGGUCGAAUAUCUAGAAACAUCCCAGUGGAUGAAAAAGGCCUCAAACUGGAUAGCGGAACACCAGACUCACAAUAUACCGAACAAAUGUUAUUGGAACAAUUGAAAGACUGCGCUGAGUAUUUGGAUCGGGGCGAAAGAUAUGAAUGCUUGGGGGAAUUGUAUCGAUUGAUUGUACCGAUUUUGGAAAAUAAACGAGACUACACUAUGCUAGCACAAUGCUAUGAGCACUUAGCACAAAGCUAUAGCAAGGUCAAUGAAGUCAAUCGAUCGGGAAAACGCAUGCUGGGACGAUUUUAUAGAGUCGUUUUCUUUGGACAGAUUUACUUUGAAGAAGACAGUGGCGUUGAAUACAUUUAUAAGGAACCAAAGCUAACUUCGCUAAGCGAAAUUUCCGAGCGUCUUUAUAAACAGUAUAAAGACAAAUACGGAGCUGAUUGUGUGAAAAUGAUUCAAGACUCAUCGCCGGUAAAUGUGAAUGACCUUGACCCAAAAGUAGCCUAUAUACAAGUAACGCACUCGAAACCAUACUUCUGCAAAGAUGAGUUGGAAACACGGCAGAAUUUCUUUGAACAAAAUCAUGAUGUGGACACAUUCCAGUUUGAAACACCAUUCACCAAGAACGGCACCGCCCACGGAAGCGUUGAAGAGCAAUGGAAGCGGCGCACCAUUUUGACAACAAUGUACUCGUUCCCAUAUGUGCUGAAGCGGAUACCGGUGAAACACAAGCAGGCAAUCGAACUAAAUCCAAUUGAAGUUGCCAUUGAUGAAAUGCAAAACCGAGUUAGUGAACUGGAAGAGGUUGUUAUGCCACCGAUCGAUGUGAAGAAAUUGCAAUUGCGAUUGCAAGGCAGUGUUGCUGUUCAAGUGAAUGCAGGACCUCUUGCGUAUGCUAACGCCUUCCUCAAUCCCAAAGAGAACGGCGAAGACAAGUAUUCCGAAGAUAAGAUCGAUGAAUUAAAAGAUAUUUUCAGAGAGUUCGUGUCAAUUUGUAAUACAGCACUUCAAGUGAACGGUCGCAUGAUAUCAAAUGAUCAACGCGAAUACCAUGCUGCACUGAAAGACAAUUAUGAAAAACUCUGCAUUGCUUUGUCUGAUUUGCUCGACGAAUCAUUUUUACCAAUUGACGAAAGCAACUCAGUGCAUCGAAACAGCCUAGCAUUGUUUAGUGCAAUCAGCGGAGCCCCAAAUAACUCAAGCACAGCAUAAAGAUCAGACAAAUCUAUCGUAUCAACAUAACAUCUUCAAAUUUACUCUACACUCUUAUGACAUUUACUGAUAUAUUAGAUGCUUUUAUUAAUUCAAGAAUGCCGAGAUAAACGCAGGAAUCACAUAGGUACCGGAAAAUCACAAGACACGCACAGGAUAUUUUUUAUAAACUCUUAAGCAAACCUAGACAAUUCACAUUAGCAUGAAUAUUAGAACAGCCUUCUGAGAAUUAUUUUUAGAAGCUUCAUUGGAAUAAAUCCACAAAAAUGUAUUAAAUCAAAAAGAAACGAUUAUGAGUUUAAUUGAAUGAAGAAAAAAACGGUCAUUUCAAAUAUUUUUUUUUUCGAUUACACUUUAAUUUUCGGUUUAUUGCUAUUCGUUUAGUUGGUUGUGAUAAUAGAGUCACUUGUCAGUGGAAAAUAUAAAUAGUGCUUAUUUAUGUUGGAAUGUAAGCGAAUAAUUCGCACAAUAUAGAUAUUGUACUCAUUUGAUGUCUAAAGCUUUAAUAGCGAACAUAAUGAGUAGAUUGGAAUUUUAGCAAAGGAAUUUUUCACAUUUUCUUUUUCAAUAGACGAUUUUUAAAAUGAAUUCAAAGACCAUGACACAAUGGAUCAGGAACUAGCACGAUAGAAUCUAUAUUUUUACCACACCGAAGCCAAUUCAAUUUCAAGUAGCACAACGCACAAUUUCGAUUGUGGAAUAAUAGAGAUAAAAUCGUUUCAUUUAAUCCUAUUUUAUUCAUCGCAAAACGAUGGCAUUAACAUUUGUGUGUGUGUAUUAUGAUUUACGAAAAAAAAAUAAACUUUAUCAAUAUUUCAUUCGAGUCAUCAUUUCUAGUGUUGUAAAUGUUUUUUUAGUGUCUAUAUUGUCGCUGUAUAUUUGUUUUCUCUCAUUUUUUUCUCUUGAUAUUUUGAUAACUUAUAAUAGAAAUAGGAACGAAUCUAUGAUCAAAUCGAAUAAUAAAUAUUAACCAUUAAUAUUCUCAUAGAAA